Messenger RNA from Triplophysa rosa, 2174 nucleotides. It is a transcript of the gene prkra, whose product is annotated as protein kinase, interferon-inducible double stranded RNA dependent activator. NCBI's taxonomy places the organism in Eukaryota, Metazoa, Chordata, Actinopteri, Cypriniformes, Nemacheilidae. The transcript is spliced from 8 exons. The record is from RefSeq and is a predicted model, not a curated record. The coding region runs from base 71 to 949 and encodes 292 amino acids.
UGCGCCAAAAGACCACAGAAGAAGAAGAACCAUUGUGGCCACAAGCUGCACGCGCACAUCGAGGAGAAGAAUGAUGGCAGCUUCAGCUGGCGGUUCGGCUCCUCGUUUGUUUGGGUGUGCUGACAAAACUCCCGUCCAGGUCCUACACGAGUACGGCAUCAGGACAGGGAGCGCGCCGCAGUACGCGCUGAUUGGGUCUGACGGGGACGCGCAUCAGCCCUGCUUCAGCUUUAGUGUCACCAUCGGAGAGAUUACCUGCAAAGGUGAAGGAUCAACUAAAAAGGCUGCGAAACAUGAAGCUGCCCAAGCUGCCUUACAAGUAUUGAAACUGGACUUCCAGCCUAAUGAUGACCGAGAUAAAAAUGGUAUUUCUCCUGAAACACGGGAUGCGUCAAACCCUGUGGGAAUCCUGCAGGAGCUGGCGAUGCUGAGGGGGUGGUGUCUGCCGGAGUAUGUGACGUGUAUGGAGACGGGACCCGAUCACAUGAAAGAGUUCACAGUUGUCUGUCGUUUAGAAGGAUUGGAGGAGACGGGGACCGGCAGCUCCAAAAAGACGUCCAGACGAGUGGCGGCCGAGCGCAUGCUGGAGAAACUCCAGAGUUUGUCUGGAUCUCUAGAGAUCACGUGGAGUCCUCCACCUCAUGUGAACGUAGAGGACGUCCGACACUCGACGGGCGAGAAGAUUUCACUCCUGAAGAGAUCUCCUCUCAGCAUCCCAAACACAGACUACAUUCAGAUGUUACUGGACCUGUCGCUGGAGCUGGGCUUUCAGGUCACUUACAUGGACAUCGAUGAGCUGACAGUGAACGGGCAGUACCAGUGUUUAGUGGAGCUGUCCACCAGGCCGGUGACGGUGUGCCACGGAUCAGGAAUGACCAGCGGUAACGCCCAAAACUCUGCGGCACACAGCGCCCUGCAGUACAUCAAGAUGAUCGUGUGUAGACACUAAGGACAGAUCUGGGAUCAGCGUGGGGGAUGAUAUCUGCUCUGAGAGUCACACAGCUGAGAUAAGCGGCGUCACAGCCGAUCUACUGCAGGUCUUUACUGUAAAUAAACAGUAUUUUCAUUCAGUGACCACCACACAAUCAUUCACACGAUCAACUAAUGAUCAUUUUAUUAAAACCGUAAUGCAAACAGAUGUGCGGGUAAGGUCGACAGAAAGCUGAAAUGAAAUGACUUGUGCUCGGUGUGAAUGCUGUAAUCUGUUACUGACCUGAAGCGGAAUGACACAUCGCUUCCACGAGCUGUGUGAAACUGACACGAAGCAUUUACUGCUACACUUUUAAUAAUCAUAGCUGUGUUUAGGCCAGCUUAUACCAGAAGACUUUUAGUUUUUGUUUCAGCAAACUAGUCAGUUUGUAUGUACAGUAAUUUUGAGAUCCUUCCUCCAUGUCACGUCAAAAAGUGUGCGCGUAAAUGCAUCUCGGUGUUUAUUCCUGAUAGUGGAUAUUGUUUGUGAAAUGUUUCUCAUUGUUAUUCUGUGAAGGUUAUAUUAUUAUCUUUACGUGCACGAGCUUCAGGGUCAGUCAUGAAGGAUCAGAUUCGGAGAGCUCCUGUUAGCUUAGUGAAACAGACUGUGCAAACUUCAAGAAUUCUUGUUUGUAUUUGUUUGUUGUAGUGGCACUCUCAAUCUGUACGGCUUUUAGUAUUGUUUUUUAUGUAAUACUUGUCACAUUAAUGCUAAAUUUACAUCACAUGACAGCAGUUUGAAGUCACAUUAUGCCAUUACUAUUUUCUCUGCUUAAAACAUUCCUCUGUUGUCUGAUAUCCAUCACAAAACAAGACAAAAUUAGUCCUAAACAACUUCAACAAAUGUUUCAAUGUCCUAAAUCACAACUAAUAAGCUCCCUAUUUCUCAUAAAAGUGUACUCUAACUUUGAAUGAAAGUCAGUGAGUGCAGCUGUGACGCGUCAGAGGAGAUCUGGUCCUCCCGGCUGAGACCGGUUUCUCCUCCAUUUCUUUCUCAUUGGAGUUUGGGUUCCUCGCCACAGGGCCGUGUUGUCUUGCUCACCGGGAGACUGCUGAUAUUAGAUAUUAUUUAUUAGAAUGAUCUUGCUUGUUCUAUAAACACCAUACGCUGUGUUUAUACCUUUUCUGUUUUUCUCCUGUAAAGCGGCUUUGGAACAAUGCACAUUGUGAAAAGCGCUAUAUAAAUAAAAUUGAAUUGAACGUCA